CUGAAACCAGGACGGGCCAGGGGCUGCCUCGGCGCAGACAGUGCACCCGCGUAUCGCGUCAUGACAGGACAGGGGAGCGCCCCGCGGGUGGACUGAGGCAGCUUCCAUGGUGGGACAGCCUUCACCAUGAGCUCUUUCAGUCUCAUAUGGCAGCAAAAACAGCUGGUAUGCCCUCCCAACUGCCUGACAGUGAACAGAAUCAAAAAAAAGAUAAUACUCGUUCUUUAACCAUGUCUGGCCAUGUGGGUUUUGAGAGUUUGCCUGAUCAGCUGGUCAACAGGUCGAUUCAGCAAGGCUUCUGCUUUAAUAUCCUCUGCGUGGGGGAGACUGGAAUUGGAAAAUCAACGCUGAUUGACACAUUGUUUAAUACUAACUUUGAAGACCAUGAGUCCUCACAUUUUUACCCACAUGUUAGACUUAAAGCUCAGACAUAUGAACUCCAGGAAAGUAAUGUUCACCUGAAAUUGACCAUCGUGAAUACGGUGGGCUUUGGUGACCAGAUAAACAAAGAAGAGAGCUACCAACCGAUAGUUGACUACAUAGAUGCUCAGUUUGAGGCCUAUCUCCAAGAAGAACUGAAGAUUAAGCGCUCUCUGUUUAACUACCAUGACUCCCGCAUCCACGUGUGCCUGUACUUCAUCUCGCCGACGGGCCACUCCCUCAAGACCCUGGAUCUCCUGACCAUGAAGAGCCUUGACAGCAAGGUGAACAUUAUACCAGUGAUUGCCAAAGCAGAUGCAAUUUCUAAAACUGAAUUACAGAAGUUUAAGAUCAAGCUCAUGAGUGAACUGGUCAGCAACGGUGUUCAGAUAUACCAGUUCCCAACAGAUGAUGAAACUAUUGCCAAAAUCAAUGCUUCAAUGAAUGGACAUCUGCCGUUUGCUGUGGUAGGAAGCAUGGAUGAGGUGAAAGUUGGAAAUAAGAUGGUCAAAGCCCGCCAGUACCCUUGGGGCAUCGUACAAGUGGAGAAUGAGAACCACUGUGACUUUGUCAAGCUCCGGGAGAUGCUGCUCUGCACAAACAUGGAGGAUCUGCGGGAUCAGACCCACACCAGGCACUACGAGCUGUACAGGCGCUGCAAGCUGGAGGAGCUGGGCUUUACGGACGUGGGCCCAGAGCAUGAGCCGCUCAGCCUCCAGGAGACCUAUGAAGCCAAAAGACAUGAAUUUUAUGGUGAACGCCAGAGGAAGGAGGAGGAAAUGAAGCAGACGUUUGUGCAGCGCGUGAAGGAGAAGGAGGCCAUGCUGAAAGAGGCGGAAAGAGAGCUGCAGGCCAAAUUUGAGCACCUUAAGAGGGUCCACCAAGAAGAGAGGAUAAAGCUUGAAGAAAAGAGAAGACUUUUGGAAGAAGAAAUAAUUGCGUUCUCGAAGAAGAAAGCUACCUCUGAGAUACACCAGAACCAGUCCUUCAUGGUCCCGGGCAGCAGCCUGAGGAAGGACAAGGACCGGAAGAAGGAACCAGGCUAUCGAUUCGAACUCCUGUGCUUUGAUGUCAGAGCUUGUGAAACGAGUGAUGGACGUACAGAUACAGAGGAAGGUAGAGGGGCCCCCAGGCCUCGGGGCGGCCUUGGUAGUGUGUGGCGGAGAUCCCAAGGCUUGUAGGUCUGGGCUCCAAUUUUAUGUAGAACAAAGGUUCCAGAUCACAGGAGAUCAUCACAAGCAAACGUUAUUAAAAUGUUAGCAGUGUGCUUUGAUUUUCUUGCUGUUUUUAUUUGCUGUAUCACUUGUUCUGUAUCUGGUAAAUGGC
Messenger RNA from Vicugna pacos (alpaca), 1746 nucleotides. It is a transcript of the gene SEPTIN10, whose product is annotated as septin 10. Gene Ontology annotation, molecular function: GTP binding. Lineage: Eukaryota; Metazoa; Chordata; Mammalia; Artiodactyla; Camelidae. The record is from RefSeq and is a predicted model, not a curated record.